UACAGAAGAAUACAGGGAAAAAAACAGGAGAAUACAGGGAAAUACAGGAGAAUACAGGGAAAUACAGGAGAAUACAGUGUAAACUAGGGAAAUAUGGGGAAAUACAGGAAAAUAAAGAAGAUAUUAGAAUACAGUAUAAUAUACUAUUAUGAUACACUAUAAUAUGGUUACAUGAAGUAGUCACCGUUAUGUAUAGUUUAGCAUUAUUCACAUUUUUCGCUGGGAGCAGGUGGAUAAGAUGCUCUAAAGUACCCAUGAUCCUUACAAGACAAAAAAAAGAAAGUUAAAAAUGUUACCAACUUUCUCUUAUUUGUCACACCAUAUACAAAGUCAAAUAGGAGGAAGCAUUUUCCACAAAUAUCAGAAAAAUAAAAAUGCUUAUUCAAUACUGCUGCAGUAUUUUUCGAAACAACGAUUAUUUUCAAAACAGUGUGUAACUCUUCCAUUUGUUCAAAAACCGGGAAAGCCAUCUGAAUUUGAGCCACGAAUUUGUUUUUGUUUUGUUUUUCGAAGAGGUGAGACAAUAAAGAUCAAAUUCCUUUGCACGUUGGGGUAUCUGUUUUUGCAAAUUGUGCCAGCGAGGCGUCGUGAAAAAUGGCUUAAUUCUCGCUAAAGAAUUUAAAAGAUUAAUAAUUGAUUAUCGCCUCUUUCAGAGAAUCCCACUUCAAUAUUUAGUCAUUCGCUUACAGCUGUAGGAGUGGAACAGACACUUACAGAAGUUCAAACUAAACUAAACGAAGAUGCAAAGAAUCCUCUUGCACGUGUUCAUCGUUAUGUUGUCACGUGCAGUUCACGUGAAGGCCGAGGAAUGCCCCUUGAGAACUUGUUACGAAAGCGACUUCUUGCCAAAGAAGCACGUCACCCGUGGGAAGUGUCUGCAAGGGUUUUCCUAUAGGAAUGUAAGCUUGGAUGGCGGUCCCGAGGGGUGCUUUUUUCAGUGCACACGCAACUGCCGGUGCCAAGCAUUCCAGGUAACGACAGAGAGAUGCGAGCUUCUCGAUCAAGACAAAGACGACGCUACACCCGAGAAGUUUGUCGAUAAUUCGAGUUAUGACUACUACCGCCUUCACCAAAAAAUCGUCCACCCGCAGUCAUCAGAGGGUUGCAGCAACGGCUGCUGUGAGCAACAGCGGUGUCCUAACGGAAGAGCAUGCGUAGAGCAAUGCGUUGACCCAAAGCGCAAGUUCUAUUGCGUUUUCACGUGCCUUGACGUACUAUUGGAUUUCAAGAGAAGAGGAAUUCAGCCAGUGAAUGGAACCUACACCUCAGAAUUUAAGAUGUAUUGCGCUUUUGAAGACACAAGAGCAUGGACCCUGAUCGAAUCGUUUGCACUGAGAAACAGACAUGAUUUUGAAAACAAGCCCUUUUUUAAAGACGCUCCUUUCAACGAGAAUGAACCGUCUUGGGAGAAGUAUCGUCUUUCUAAGACGAGGAUGAACCAGCUCAGGGCACAUGCUACGUUAUUCAUGGCUGGCUGUGUGUAUGACCAAAGAGUUGACGGAUGGCCAAAAGAUAUCCUUGUAGGGAGGCUCUCCAAAUUUGACAUCAUGACAAAAGAUGCCAAUGGAAGGUGCUUUGAAGUAGAGCGGAUCCGAAUCCGAGAAAAUCAGUGUCAAACGAGUACACCUAAUUGUAAAGUCCCGCUCUGGCACUCCGACAAAUUUCAUCUGCAUACCGAUUCCUCUCAAAAUUAUUGCAGCUUUUCUACAUCUGAUAGUGUUAGUAGCGAAGACAACUUUGGUUUUUAUGAAUAUAUCAAUAGUAAUUUCUCGUGUACAGCAACCGAAGACUCGACGACACAAUGGUGGCUUGGUCAGGAGUUGGAAUAAGCACCUUCUCAGAGUAGCGAUACAUUUGAUGCGGUAGAACAACAAGCACAUCCUGAUCACACCUGAUAUGGGUGUGUAAAACAAAGGAGAAACCACCUCAGCACGUCAGGGACUGAACUUACACCGUAUCAGAUCAGCAUUUCGGGUGUCUGGGACGACAAGUAGAUAACUAAGCACACCAGGGAUUGAAAUAGCACCUCCUUGAAAUAACAAUACGGAUGCCUAGAACGACAAGCAGAAAUCUUUGCACAUUAAGAUAGUCGAAGAGAUCAAAGUAUAACACCAAUAACAAGAUACAUCUUGGUAAACCAAGCACCGAAGCUCUCGGAAAUUAAAGGACUUGUUUACGGAAGAACAAGCAGACAGGUCAGCAUGCUAGUCUUCAGCAAACACUCUAUUCAUUAAAUAAUUAUGUGUAAGACCAAGCGUUAAUUGACUCAAAUCAACCCUUGCUUGAGACCUUCUCUACGCCAGCCUCUUGAGGAGGAGGGGCCUUCAGAGAUGCUCGCGGGAUUGAUAAACGAAAAAAGCGAGAAGAGUGCGCAGCAAA
Molecule: messenger RNA, 2379 nt
Organism: Nematostella vectensis (starlet sea anemone)
Lineage: Eukaryota; Metazoa; Cnidaria; Anthozoa; Actiniaria; Edwardsiidae
Exons: 4
Coding region: 741-1829 (362 amino acids)
Source: RefSeq, a predicted model, not a curated record